Molecule: messenger RNA, 1438 nt
Organism: Panonychus citri (citrus red mite)
Lineage: Eukaryota; Metazoa; Arthropoda; Arachnida; Trombidiformes; Tetranychidae
Product: fructose-bisphosphate aldolase A-like
Exons: 4
Coding region: 182-1237 (351 amino acids)
Biological process (GO): fructose 1,6-bisphosphate metabolic process; glycolytic process
Cellular component (GO): cytosol
Molecular function (GO): fructose-bisphosphate aldolase activity
Source: RefSeq, a predicted model, not a curated record
AAAUCAAGGAGAGAGAUGAUAAGAUUUGGAAGAUAAAAAGAGGAGUUAAAUUGUAAUGAUUAAUAUUUGAAUUCAUCUUAAAUUGAAUGUUACUUUACCAGUUAUCCAGGUUUGGUUAACAUUGUUAAUUGUGAUCAUAACUUUUUGCUUGUUCAAGAAUUUGAUUUGCUGAAUUGUCAGAAUGGCAGGUAAAUUUGAAUAUCUUCCCGAAGAUUUGAGAAAUCAGUUGACUCAAACAGCCUUACAAUUGGUAACCAAAGGUAAAGGUAUUUUGGCCACUGAUGAUUUACCAGGUGAUAUUGAUAAGAGAUUUGUUGGAUUUGGUAUUCCAAUUGGAGCGGAGAGUCGACGAUUUUAUCGGCAACUCUUGUACACAUCACCGGGAAUCGAGAAAUAUAUUAGCGGUGCCAUAAUGUACGAUGAGACCGUUUAUCAUAAAACGAAUGACGGAGUCCCUUUUCCCGAAUAUCUGCUGUCCAAAGGUGUUUUAUCUGGAGUUCAGGCUGAUUUGGGUCUUGUCGAUUUACAAGGUUUUCCAGGUGAGACCGCAACUCAAGGUCUCGAUGAUUUGAAAGCUCGUUGUCAAAACUACUACAAUUUGGGAAUACGUUUUGCUAAAUGGCGAGCGGCUUUUUCAAUAACCGACACCACACCCUCGUCAUUGGCCAUUCAAGAAAAUGUCCACACACUUGCCAGAUACGCUCUGUUGUCCCAACAGGCCGGUUUAGUGCCAAUCGUUGAGCCUGAUGUCUCAAUUCAAGGUAAUUUCACUUUGGAUCGAUGCCAAAAGGUAAUGGAAGAGAUUUGGUCAGCAACUUUUAAGGCUCUUGUUGACCAUCACGUUCACUUGGAAGGUGUUAUCCUUAAGACCAACAUGGUACUUCCAGGUCGCUCAUCUAACGAACAAGUCACCGCUGAACGAGCUGCUAUCGCCACAGUUGAGGCUUUAUCACGAACUGUUCCUCCCGCUGUUCCAGGAGUCGGCUUUCUAUCAGGAGGUCAAUCUGAGGAGGAAUCGUCGAUAAACUUGAACGCCAUCAAUCAAGCGCCAGGACCUAAACCAUGGGCUCUAACUUUCUGCUAUGGACGCGCUCUUCAGGCCAGUGCUCAGAAUGUCUGGUCCACUAAUCAUUCAGAGAUUGUUGCAGCUCAGGAAAUCUUCAUCAAACGAUGUGAAGCAAACAGUUUGGCUUCUUUGGGUAAAUAUAUUCCAGGGUCAAUUCCAACAUUUGCUUAAAACUAAUCAAGCUAAUUGUUAUCACGAGAAUGAGAUGAAACCAUGAAAUCGCUGUAACCAUGGGAAUAAAUUCAUUCCAAUGACCAUUUAAAACUAAACAACGAAAUCGAAUCGUUUGAUGAUCAUUUCGAUUUCAAUCUAAAUGAAAAAAAAACUAAAAUAACAAAAGUUUUCGAAUUGCAAAUAAAAAAUUAACACUAA